Beauveria bassiana ARSEF 2860 is the source of this 732-nucleotide messenger RNA. RefSeq lists its product as uncharacterized. The record is from RefSeq and is a predicted model, not a curated record. Bases 1 to 732 code for a protein of 243 amino acids. NCBI's taxonomy places the organism in Eukaryota, Fungi, Ascomycota, Sordariomycetes, Hypocreales, Cordycipitaceae. The transcript is spliced from 5 exons.
AUGCUCACGCCGCCGCCCGGCACUAGGCCAUCCACUGCCAGUCCAGCUCCUAGCUUUGCCUCCACUACGUUGCCGAGGUUGACACUGCUGCGGAGGCACGUGUCCUGGCGAGAAAUCAAAGACGGAAACGCGAACAAGACAAUAUCUCGCAGAGGGCAGAGCCUCAUCCAACGAAUUCAAGCAAAAUGGCAUAGAAGCGAGCCGUCAAUAUUACAAAUGAAGCUGUGGAAAACAUGGCGUCUAUCGGUAUACUGCAGGCUCGUACGAGAAUAUUGCAAGGAGACGCGCUCGAUGAUCCGGGGCUCAGUUAUGCCCAUGAUCGUGGUAGAUGUGUGCGCAAAUUUCUUUGCUGAAUUUGACGAGCAUGCCCUAGCAGCAGUCCUUGGACAGGGUCUGCUAUCCAUGACCGCUGCCGGACUCGGCCAAACCAAUUUUAGUGCAAGAAAAAUACUGAUGGACUAUGAUGGCAACGUGAAAAUUGCCCGGGCCGUAUACUCUGAGCAGUGGCAGAAUCAUCCCACCAUGCUGCUACCGCUAGUCCACCAACUGAUGUAUCCGUGGGAUUACGACAGUAGAAUUACAUUUCAGUCUGACAAGUGGUCAAACAAUUCCGAAGCAAUCGACUUCUGCCAAGCAUUGUUGCAGCCCAAUGCAACCAUGGACGACAUGUUGACAUGCGCUGGCCGAAAGGACGGAUUGACGGAGAACGAGGGCCUCCGGCUGCCAGUAUAG